This is a messenger RNA of Cladocopium goreaui, 689 nucleotides long. NCBI's taxonomy places the organism in Eukaryota, Dinophyceae, Suessiales, Symbiodiniaceae. The record is from the annotation of a GenBank genome assembly.
UUGAUCAAGGGCCAGUCUUUGCUUCGCUGCUGUCAGCAAGAGAUAGCCAUGGCCCGUGUCCUGCUUGCCGCAGCGCUUCUGGCCAUCCCGACCUCCGCCUACGUGGCCCCCAGAGCAGGUGCAGCCUCGCCACAGAGCGUACAGCUGCCCGCAUCUCAGGUGCAGCUUGAGCAGCUGGACUUGGAGGAGCCUAGCCAGUCGGAGGGCGUCUUCAGCAUCUUGACUGCUGGCUUUGGCGUUGGUGCAGUGCUGGGAUGGCUGAACUCGCGUAAGCAGCAGAUUGCCUCCGUGGCAGCAGCCUCUGCUGUUGCUAUGGCCCCAGCAGCAAACGCCAUGGUUGACUAUGACAUCAUCCAGUACCUGGGUGGAAGCGACAAGGUGGACAUCAACAAUGCCAACAUCCAGGCCUACAGGCAAUUCCCGGGAAUGUUCCCGACCAUUGCUGGUAUGAUUGGCACUCAUGGCCCCUACAAGCAGGUCUCUGACAUUUACAACAUCCCAGGCAUGGAGGACAAGCUGAAGAACAUCGUGAAGAAGUACGAGGGCAACUUGGUUUGCCUGCCAGCCAACCCUGCGUACUUCAUUGACCGCAUCAACAACGGCAACUACCGAUGAAACUCUUUUCUAAAUCAACAGACUGGAGAUGCCUCAGGCUCUCGUGAGCAAGGCAGAAACCAGUUCAAAAAGGC